Messenger RNA from Nymphaea colorata (pocket water lily), 1104 nucleotides. RefSeq lists its product as uncharacterized. Lineage: Eukaryota; Viridiplantae; Streptophyta; Magnoliopsida; Nymphaeales; Nymphaeaceae. The record is from RefSeq and is a predicted model, not a curated record. The coding region runs from base 103 to 783 and encodes 226 amino acids. Gene Ontology annotation, molecular function: RNA binding. Gene Ontology annotation, cellular component: nucleoplasm. The transcript has 8 exons.
GCCGCCGACUAAGUUGGGGGUAUCUCCCCCUCGAUCUUUCGCGGGGUUUUACUUACCCCGGAACUCGCGCGCUUCCCGGAAUUGGAAGCGAGAGAGGAAAGAAUGCGGAGGUGGAAGGACGAGCCACCCGCUGUCAGAGUUUACACUGUUUGCGACGAAUCAAGGUAUUUGAUCGUGAGGAACGUACCUGCUCUAAGAUGCAUCGACGAAUUGGUGAAAUUGUUCGGCUCCUACGGGGAGAUUUCUGAGUAUAGGAUCUUGGAUGAAGAAGAACGGGAGCAGUUUACUGAGGUUUGCUGGAUAAAGUUUUCCCAAGUCGGCAAUGCAAGGUUUGCAAAGAGAAAGCUUGAUGAGUAUGUUUUCUAUGGGAACCGACUCCAGGUGUCUUAUGCACCUCAAUAUGAGAUACUCUCAGACACAAAAGAGAAAUUGGAAAUCAGGAGAAGGGAAGUACUAAGCAGAUUACAUUCUGGAAACCAGAAACCUCCAAAAUCUAAAGCUCCACAAAGGGACAUUUUCGGACCUCUACUGCCACCUGUAUACCAAAAAAAUUAUGUCCUUGAUCAGUUAAAGCCUCUGGAAGGCCAAUCCAGUACAAGUGGAGAUGUAAAUGUAAGCUCCAUGCCAUCCAGCUCAGGGCAGUAUUUUCCAUUGGCGUCAAUGAAUGAGACAGUUCAAUUGGUUAGAGAGAAGCUGGAUAAGGGCAUUAUCAUGCGGAACGUGCUCAGAUACAAUCAACAGGUACUGAGCACUGUAGUCAUCCUGAAGCAGGUCCUUCCAUGAAGAAAGCAAAGGUGGACAACAGACGAAGGAUCUGACAAAUCUUUGGCCCUCCCAUAAGACAACAACGGAGUACGACUGCGGUAGUACGCAUGCAUAUCAGAGGUGAAAGGACACAGCUGAUCCGCACCCUCGAGCACUCCCAUAAGCUAAUAUUCCCUCCAUUUUCCUCUUAUAGUCUGCAUCGAUGUAAGGGGGGAUGAUUGCACUUUCAGCUUGGUGCGGUGUUCCACCUGAUAAGACAACAACGGAGUAGCAUCCAUGGAAUUUAACCGGCGUUCCAUCUUUAUAAGAUGACUAAGUAGUAUCAAUGUUUUUGAACCA